Messenger RNA from Funneliformis geosporum, 543 nucleotides. Lineage: Eukaryota; Fungi; Glomeromycota; Glomeromycetes; Glomerales; Glomeraceae. The record is from the annotation of a GenBank genome assembly.
AUGUUAGAAGGAAAUAUUUCACUGAUCGUGGAACAAUUACUAGAAUUUCAUCAUAAAGACAUGGUAAUAAAACAGUUCAGAAAUUAUAAUGAAGCUGCAUUCCAAGUGGCAGUGGCAAAAUUAUUUCCUUCUAAAAUUGGUGAAUGCGAAAACAUGUGUAGAGGAAUAUCUAAUAUUGUGCUAGAGUUAAAAUAUAUAUCGCUAUUAGGUUUAUAUAGUGGUGAAGAAGGAAAGUGGAAGGGAGAUAUUGAUUAUAAAACAAUGCUUAAUUUAGAUAACACUUUAAAAGAGGAAUCCGAAUUUGAUUUAUUAGAAAGAAUUUACUAUCAUUGGUGCAAAGAAAACAAAUCGUAUAAAGCUACUAAGAUUCGAAAAAUAGUAAAUUCAGGUAUAGAUCAAGUUCAAAGAUAUAUUAGUUUAUUAAAUAAAGCCUCCGUUGAUGAUUGUAAUGUAGAGUUAAUAUCGCCGGGUCUUGGUACUAUAGGAGGUUGGCUUGUUUGUUUUAAUAGGUUCACAACGUAUUUUAACAAGAAAAAUAGAUGA